Stegostoma tigrinum is the source of this 2282-nucleotide messenger RNA. RefSeq lists its product as uncharacterized. The coding region runs from base 218 to 970 and encodes 250 amino acids. NCBI's taxonomy places the organism in Eukaryota, Metazoa, Chordata, Chondrichthyes, Orectolobiformes, Stegostomatidae. The record is from RefSeq and is a predicted model, not a curated record. The transcript is spliced from 5 exons.
GGAAACGCUGGCAGUUUAUUUCUGAGGCUGACCACAGAUUAAAGCGAAAUUAAAGGCUUGCAUUUCAGCAUAUUGCGGCCGAACCUCACCAGCGCUCCGCACAAAAGUGUUUGAAAAGGCUUAUUGCCGAAGUGCCGAUGCUUCUACAUUUGUCGCUGCCUGAAAAACCCCUCCAAUAAAACUCAACCGUGAGCAAUUGCACAGAACCUGGAACAGAAUGUCACCGCGGAGAAAUGGGAUCGCCAGAAUGUGUGGAGUCUGUCUUCUUGCUCUCAAUCCCUUCACACUGCUCGCUGCUGUAACACUGAGGGUGGACCAGGACCGCGUGAAUGGAACCGUUGGUCAGUCUGCGCUGCUCGCCGUCUCUUACAAUCUGUCAGACCCAGGCGGUUACCUGCGGAUCAGGUGGAACAGAGCUGGAACCAGAAUAGUGGACUAUAGGUGCAUAUCGAACAGAGACAGCAGGCGCUCGGAGCUCUGUCACUACCUGCCGGUUCCCGGUGACGACAAACACCGAGUCGUUCAUUUCCCAGAGAAUGCUUCAUUGCUGCUGCGGGAUUUACAUUUCAAUGACGGCGGGAUUUAUGAAUUGUCUAUCAGUCACUCGGAGGGAACAGAAAUGGCCAGGGUCAUAUUAACAGUGCGGAACGGCACGGGCGGCGGAAUGGGUAGUGUUGUUACAGAGGCAAAACGAGCACCAAGAGCUGAAGCCAAAAUUCGCUAUGCUAGCCUUGCUGUUAUUUUGAUCUUCUUGUGUUUCACUGUGAAGACACAAACAGGUUGUAAUCGAACUCAGAAACAAACAGUAAAGAAAAAGACUGCUCAGAGGGGUUGGAAUUCAUUAUCUAGCAACUCUGUCGUGACAUUCAGUGAGAUGAAGUUGUAUGAGUCGACGGAAGCUACAGGAAAGAUAAUGUACGGUACCGAUGAGAUUACUGAACAUGCUCGGAUUCAGAUACGGAGGACCUGAUUUUAACUUAAUGAUUAUACUGUUUAUGUUUUUCCACUCUGUGUAAUUAUUGUACUAACAUGUAGUUUAAGUACAAAACCACCAUAAUGGCUGCAAGGGAAUUAUAAUGAAUUCUCCAGUCGUAAAUAUAAAAUCCAUUUUUUUCUGCCUGUAUUUCAUAGCUAUGCUUAUUUCACAGAACAUUUUAAAACCUUCAAGAGAAUUGUAGCACAGUAUGGCUAGAUGGGAGAAGUCCAGACUAAAGCUUUUGCGAGACAUGAAAGUUUUUGUUUUUGAACAAGUGUGAAAGGCUGUAAGACUGUGGUAGCAAUGUUCAAAUUGCUGCCUGAGAAUUUAGUAAUUAUGUUGAGAUGAAACUAUGAGUAUGUACAUACGGAUUUCAAUAUUCAUUUGCUACAAGUCUGGGGUUCUUGGAACUCGAAGACAAAUGUAUCGGUUUGUCUGUGUGUUUGGAGCUAACAAUUAGCUUUUAAGAAAAUGCAACAUCCAUAAUCUUCAGCUGGAGGUCAUAACACAAAUUUCUUCACGAGCUGCCUCCAGGGUCAAUGGAGAAAACUUCGCACUCGCAGAUAUGGCGGGUUAUUGGCUUAGAGCACUGUCAGGAUAUGGAGAGAUAUUAGGGGCAAAUUCUGAUAAAGAGAUUUGUUGAUUCAUAGAAUGCAUUGCUAAAGGGAGUAAUGUAGCAGGGAAUGCUGAAAUAUUCAGUUGAUGCGGAAGAAGACGCAGAGUUAUGCGAUUGUAUGGGUCGCGGCAGAUAAUUCCUUGUAUGAAGGAAGCCCAUAUGAAAUUUUAGAAUUGUGGAAAAUAAAAGGCCAGCCUUAAGAUGGCGGCAUUUUAGCUUGCAUAGAAUAUUGGCUGAGUGACAGAAAGCAAAGAAUGGACUUUGGUCUUUUUCAGGUUGAUGAGAUAUAUAAAGUUGAGUUCCAAAGGGAUUUAUAAUGUACACAUAUAACACAGGUGAGGGAUGGAAGGUUGGCAAUUUUUCCCAAAGAUAGUCAGGAAAAAAUAAAUUGUGAAGAGGAGACCAAGAGGUUAGAAACAGAUAUUGACAGCUUAAGUGAAUGAGGAAGGAUAUGGCAAACAGAACAUAAUGUGGGAAAAUGCACAGUUGCCCAUUUAGGCAGAAAGAAGAGAAAAGCAUAUUUUCUAAAUGGUACAACCAUAGAUAGUAGGACCAAAAGUAAGCUUUUCAAUUGAUUAAGUAGUUCUGCCGUUCUACGAAAUCAUUCACAGCUGAUCUGAUAAUCUUCAACUCUACUUGCCUGCCUUUCCACAUAACUCUUGAUAAAAGUCCAUCUCAGCCUUUAAUGAC